AGUUGGGUGUUUAAAGGGUACUUGUACUUCCACUAACUAACCCUAGUGGCAUUUACUGUUGUCCAGGGUUGUAACGGCUGGACGCCAGCUUGCCAGGAGUAUGGAGUUGCAAUCAAUAAAUGAUUUGGGAUUUUCCAAAAGAUAUGUGAGGUGCUUACAGAUAGCUGAAGUUGUAAAUAGCAUGAAAGACUUGAUGGACUUCUGCAGGGAUCAGAAAGCAGGGCCUCUUGAGAGCUUGAAGAAUUUCCCACGACACGCAACUGCAGCUAAGCUUCAGAUGCAAAAGGCGCAUGAAGCGGAGCAGAUGGGGCCCAAUGAUCGCAACAAGCUGAUAAUGGAAAUGCAACCGGGCGCGGUACAUAACGGUCAAAUGGGCAAUACCAACAAACAAAUGGUUAACCGCGGAGGAGUAGACUCAAGCGGGGGUGGCCCUUCAGCAGCACAAGCACCCAAUAACAACAAUAAUCAUAACCAUUACCAGAAUAUGUUGGUACGUCAGAACUCAAUGAGUACUAACAACGCUACCAAUUCUGCAGUCAAACAGGAACAAUCUUCUUUGCUCAACCAAACGCCGUUUCAAGGACAACCAAACGGCGUCUUUCUGACAUCCACCAAUAUCCAACAACAGCAACAACAACAACCUCAGCAGCAGCAGCAGCAGCAACGUUUGAUGAAUCAGCAGCAGCACACAAACAACCAGGUUGUACAACAGCAAAUCCUCCAGCAGUUGCUGCAAGAUAUUAACAGCAGUGGAAACGUGGAGGGACCCGUAUCUGCGCUCAGGAACAACAGUUUCAAAGCAGCAGCAGCUUCCAACAGCGAGUCGUCAGCCACCCCCAACAAUGGGUUCCCUCAGAGCAUGGGACACAACAAUCUUCACAUGUCUGAGGAUAUGUUGCCUGACAUAUCAUCGGAUUUCACAGAUAGCUCGUUUUUCAACAGCGAUCUUGACAACAAUAUGAACUAUGGAUGGAAAGCGUGACCGCUAGCUAACAUUUGGCCUUAGAUGAGAACUACUUUGGCAUACAUAUUUGUACAGCUUGCUUUAAACAUUACACUUCCCUUCUCUCUCUCUCCCUCUCCUGCCUGUUUUAGUAUGUUCUGUGGAGAGUAGCUGUGUGUACCCUGCUAGGUGUGCUUUUUUUCUUUUUUUUUAAAUCUCAUUUUAUUGAAUUUUCUCUCUUGCAAGUGUAAUCUACGGAGAUAUGAACUCAUCAACUUUAAUUUGGUAUUAACAGAGAGAUUGUUCACUUCUGUUCAUUAUU
This is a messenger RNA of Cuscuta campestris, 1265 nucleotides long. NCBI's taxonomy places the organism in Eukaryota, Viridiplantae, Streptophyta, Magnoliopsida, Solanales, Convolvulaceae. The record is from the annotation of a GenBank genome assembly.